Molecule: messenger RNA, 1969 nt
Organism: Tribolium madens (black flour beetle)
Lineage: Eukaryota; Metazoa; Arthropoda; Insecta; Coleoptera; Tenebrionidae
Gene: Hr96
Product: nuclear hormone receptor HR96
Exons: 4
Coding region: 254-1789 (511 amino acids)
Biological process (GO): positive regulation of transcription by RNA polymerase II; cell differentiation; negative regulation of transcription by RNA polymerase II
Molecular function (GO): zinc ion binding; RNA polymerase II cis-regulatory region sequence-specific DNA binding; nuclear receptor activity
Source: RefSeq, a predicted model, not a curated record
CAAACUUCUGGUAACUUUCGUUUUUUCCCAAUGUCACUCCCAAACGUCAGUCAUAUCCCUCCGCGUUUUGUCAACAUUUAUUGUGAUCGCCCGUGACUGAUAAAUAAUCAGUUCACCUGCGAUACAGAUCUCGUUCGAAGGUCAAAUCGCCAUAUUCCACCCAACAUAUCACUUUCUCGCAAUGAUUACCUCUUAUCUUGUUCCUACCGAUCCUCAUUCUCAUCAGUCGCUCACAUGAACCUCCGCAAAAAUAAUGAAAUCGAAAGUAGAUACGAAAGUGUGCGGUGUGUGCGGCGACAAAGCCCUAGGUUACAACUUCAACGCUGUAACUUGCGAGAGUUGCAAGGCAUUCUUCCGACGUAAUGCCUUGGUCCAGAAGCAGUUCAAGUGUCCCUUUAAUGACCAGUGCGAGAUAACGACUAUUACGAGGCGCUUUUGUCAAAAAUGCCGACUCGACAAGUGCUUCGCGAUCGGCAUGUGCAAAGAUCUGAUCAUGUCCGAACAGGACAAGCAUCUGAAACGGCAAAAAAUCGAGGAAAAUCGGGCCAGGAAACGCAGCAAAAUUCACGGGUUUAAGUCUGGGUUUAAAAAAGUCAAAAAGGAGAGUAUGGAAGCCGAUUCGCAGGAUUCUCAAUCAGGGUACAGUUUCGUGGAUUCAGACAAUUCCAAAGACAUGGGGUACCAGCCUAAUGGAACGCCAAAUCCGACUAACAUCGCCAGUUAUAUCGAUUUGGGAAAUGAGAGAUUGGUGACGUCCAGUGAUGACGUUUCAAUGAUCAGAAAUAUGUUAAACAACACACCUAACAAUGCCACUGGGUCAAGGAGUGUUGAUGACAGUGCCCUUAAGAGCCUCAUUAAUAAUAAUGAUGUUAAUUGUGACAAUAACGACCCCAGUUCGUCCAGUAAGAGCACUUUAGAUGUCACUAAAGAUGUCGUAGAGGACGUCCAUAGGGUGUCCAUAGAGCCAAAUUCUAUCGAGUCGAUCCUUUGUGAAGCAAUAAAAUUAGAAUUCGAGGCGUACUCUUCAAUUGCUCAGUGCCAUUCAAAUUCUCGUGAAUUAAACGAUGCUGAAAGAGCCAAACUGAAUGAGUUAAUCGUCGCCAAUAAAGCACUCUUAAAUCCUUUAGACGACGAACUAAACAAGUUUAGGUCAUUAUUGCAGGGCAAUCCUCAACAGGUCCGGGAGACCGAUCCUGCUCUAGUGGACGUUAUUAAUCUCACUGCAACCAUCAUUCGUCGAUUAAUAAAAAUGGCGAAAAAAAUUAACGCCUUUAAAAAUAUGUGUCAGGAGGAUCAAGUCGCCCUCCUCAAAGGAGGGUGCACCGAGAUUAUGAUAUUGCGAAGUGCUAUGAAUUACGAUCCUACGAAACAAACUUGGAAGAUCCCCCACAGUCAAGAAACGUUCAAUCUCAAUGUGGACAUAUUAAAGUUGGCCAAAGGUAACGUAUAUCAAGAGCACGAACGUUUCAUUAAUACAUUUGAUCCAAAAUGGAGAUCUGACGAAAAUAUCGUCCUGAUUCUGUGUGCCAUUACGUUAUUCACGCCUGAUCGACCCCGAGUGGUUCAUCAAGAUGUGAUUAAACUUGAACAGAACGCCUAUUACUACCUCCUCAGGAGAUACCUCGAGAGCAUAUAUCCCGGCUGCGAGGCAAAAUCCACAUUCCUUAAACUUAUACAAAAAAUCGCCGAACUACACAAGUUCAAUGAAGAACUGAUCAAUGUCUAUUUGGACGUAAAUCCCUCACAAGUUGAACCAUUACUCAUUGAGAUAUUCGAUUUGAAACACUGACAUGACCAGAAUGUGCAAUUACUUUAGUUAAAGAACUGAAUUUAGUUGUAAAUAAAUAGCUUUAUCGAAUUUAAGCAAUAAUUGUUAUUUAUUCUUUGUAAAUAAAGUAUUAAAGAGAUCAGACAUCAUAGAAAUGACUAGAUUUCGGUGUCUUUGAUGUAGAAUUUAGUCUUUUUUUCC